Molecule: messenger RNA, 3346 nt
Organism: Herpailurus yagouaroundi (jaguarundi)
Lineage: Eukaryota; Metazoa; Chordata; Mammalia; Carnivora; Felidae
Gene: TASP1
Product: taspase 1
Exons: 14
Coding region: 170-1429 (419 amino acids)
Biological process (GO): protein maturation
Cellular component (GO): cytoplasm
Molecular function (GO): threonine-type endopeptidase activity
Source: RefSeq, a predicted model, not a curated record
GCCCAAUGGAAAAGCUUGACGUAAGCCCCGCUUCCUCACCCUGGCAACGGGCGGGUGACUACUUCCGGUGCUGUGAGGGCUCGGGGCUGACGCGGGGUACUUCUUCUCCUGCAAUUACUUUUGGAUGGAAGUAUGCACUUUCCCCAAUAGAAGAUGGUAAUCUCAGAGAAUGACCAUGGAGAAGGGGAUGAGUUCUGGAGAAGGGCUGCCUUCCAGAUCAUCUCAGGUUUCGGCUGCUAAAAUAACAGUCAAAGAGUUGGAAACAAAGCAAUCCCAUAAGGAGAAGCGAGGGGGCUUUGUGUUGGUACAUGCAGGUGCGGGUUAUCAUUCUGAGUCCAAAGCCAAGGAAUAUAAACAUGUAUGCAAACGAGCUUGUCAGAAGGCAAUUGAAAAGCUACAGGCUGGUGCUCUUGCUACAGAUGCAGUGACCGCAGCUCUGGUGGAACUCGAGGAUUCUCCAUUUACAAAUGCAGGAAUGGGAUCUAAUCUAAAUCUCUUGGGUGAAAUUGAAUGUGAUGCCAGCAUAAUGGAUGGAAAAUCCUUAAAUUUUGGAGCUGUUGGAGCACUGAGUGGAAUCAAGAACCCAGUCUCAGUUGCAAACAGACUCUUGUGUGAAGGGCAGAAGGGCAAGCUCUCCGCUGGCCGAAUUCCUCCCUGCUUUUUAGUUGGAGAAGGAGCCUACAGAUGGGCAGUAGAUCAUGGAAUACCCUCUUGUCCUCCUAACAUCAUGACCACAAGAUUCAGUUUAGCUGCAUUUAAAAGAAACAAGAGGAAACUAGAGCUGGCAGAAAGGGUGGAAACAGAUUUCAUUCAACUAAAGAAAAGAAGACAAUCAAGUGAAAAGGAGAAUGACUCGGGCACUUUGGACACAGUGGGCGCUGUAGUUGUGGACCAUGAAGGGAACGUUGCUGCUGCUGUCUCCAGUGGAGGCUUGGCCUUGAAGCAUCCAGGGAGGGUUGGACAGGCUGCUCUGUAUGGAUGUGGCUGCUGGGCUGAAAACACUGGAGCUCAUAAUCCCUACUCCACAGCUGUGAGUACCUCAGGAUGUGGGGAGCAUCUUGUGCGUACCAUACUGGCUAGAGAAUGUUCACAUGCUUUACAAGCUGAAGAUGCUCACCAAGCACUGUUGGAGACUAUGCAAAACAAGUUUAUCAGUUCACCUUUCCUGGCCAGCGAAGAUGGCGUGCUUGGAGGAGUCAUUGUUCUCCGAACUUGCAGAUGUUCUGCAGAGUCUGACUCCUCCCAAGAUAAGCAGACACUUCUAGUGGAAUUUCUGUGGAGCCACACAACAGAGAGCAUGUGUGUUGGAUACAUGUCAGCCCAGGAUGGGAAAGCCAAGAACAUCAGGAAGAAGAGUAAAACUGACAUAGAAGAAUAUAAAGAGAAACCAGCCCAACUUUUAAUGAACUGUUUAUGGCCACAUGUGUGACAGCUUAAAAUCCUAAGAAGCCCCAGUCACAGGGUGAGUCUCACACCCACCACCAGUUCUUCCCUAUGAAGCCUUCACCAAGUGAACACACCAAAGGCUUGGAGCAUGGUAAAGAACUGAGUGAUUCAUCAAGGUGUGUAGGAUUUGCACCAAGUACAUGGCAGUGGCCAAAGAAAGACUGGAAAUAGAGCAAGAGACCUGAGAGACAUCUCCCUGAGGUAUAGUGGCCCUUUAUCAAGUGCAAGGCAAUUGCAAGAGAAGGCUGGGAUAAAGCAAAAGAAAUGAUAAGAAACCUCCCUUAUUUCUGCAAGGUGUACAGGACCUUCAUCAAGGGCAAAGCAGUGUACUAAUGAAUGCUAGUGCCUGGGGAACAGGGUGAAGAAAUAAGCUAUGGUAUGGAAACCUGGGGGAGAUUAUCAAGAGUAAAGAGAUCACCUAAGCAUCCCAGAAAUCUGGUGGCUGGGCUAUAAACAAAGAGAAAUAUCCCAUGAUUAGAAUACUGGCAGCUGGAUUAUAAGACAUAGAGAAGUCUUCAGAGUCUAAUCAGGGCUCAGAUCCCAGACUUUGCUUAAGGGAGAUCCCUGAUCCAGACCUCAGAAUAUUAGCCAAGAGUGAACUGAAUCUAAACCUACCACAAAGCCCAGAACCAGUUCACUAGAGAUUAGACUGAUUCACAGUCCUAACCUAUGGGAAGAGGGUGUGCCAUUUUCUUAGGAUAAAUAAUAUCCAUGUUAAAUAUAAUUUACUAUUAUUUUAUAUGCAGCGUCUAUCACACAAUUAAAAUUGAGUCGUCUGAAGAAACAAAAAAAUUAAUGGAAACUUAUCCAUAGAUGACCUGGAUGUUGGAAUUAGCAGAGGAUAAUAAAAUAAUUAUGAUAACUACAACAAGAAAUAACAAAAUGGAAAUGGUAUAAUGGAAAAAUACAACAUCAGAAAUAAAGUACUUAUUCGAUGGGCUUAACAGGAAAUUGGGGUAGAAAAUAUGAUUAGUGAACUUGAGAACCAUUCAGUAGAAACUGUCCAAAGUUAAACACAAAGAAGAAAAUGAAUCUAAGAAACUGAAACGAAUGUCUGACCUAUGGAACUAUCACAAGUGGCCUAAAAUGUGUGCGUUUGGAUUAAUAUAGCUGUGAAGUUCUUAUGUUAGUAUUUGAAUGUAGUUUGAGGUAAAUGUGCUUAUUUAAUUUCUAGAGCAACAAAUUUAAGUAUAACAAAAAAGUUGUUAAAAAAAUCAAUGCAAGACAUAUAAGAAAGUAUACUACAAAAUAUUAUCCAAAGAGUUGGUAGGAAAAGAGGAACAGGAAAACAUAUAACAUAAAACAAAUGCUAUAAGACUUAAGUUCAAUUAUAACAAUAAUUACAUUAAAUGUGAAUAAACAUUCAAUUUAAAAGGCACAGAUUUUCAGAUUGAAAAAAAUUUCAGAAGACACAUCCAUAUGGUGUUUAUAAGAAGUAGACAAAAUUAGUAGUAUAAAGAUUCAGACAAAAUUAGUAGUGAGAUUGUAGAAAAAAAUGUAUCUGCAAACACUAAGCAUAAGAAAGUUGGUAUGCAAACACUAAGCAUAAUAAAGUUAUAUUAAUGUCAGGCAUAGGAAACAUUCUAAGGUGAGGCAGCAUAUUUCAUAUUGAUAAAAUGGCCAAUUCAUUAAAAGAAGACAUAAAAAUUCUAAGGAUGUAUGUACCGAGUAAAGGAAGUAAAAAUUGAGAGAACUAUAGAGAAGGAAUCAACAAAUCUACAGUGUAGUUGGGAAUUUUAACAUUCCUCUCUCAGUAAUAAGUAGAAUAAAAAUCAGUAAAUAUAUGAACAGCACUAUGAUCCAGCUUGACUUAAGCAAUAUUUAUAGAUUCCACACUCAAUAAGCGAUUCUUUUCAAGUUUACAAGGAAUACUCACCAAAAGAAAUUGGAAAUUACUUCA